Toxotes jaculatrix (banded archerfish) is the source of this 1866-nucleotide messenger RNA. Its product is annotated as TPA-induced transmembrane protein homolog. The record is from RefSeq and is a predicted model, not a curated record. Bases 293 to 1078 code for a protein of 261 amino acids. The transcript is spliced from 7 exons. NCBI's taxonomy places the organism in Eukaryota, Metazoa, Chordata, Actinopteri, Toxotidae.
AAACUUGGAGGAAACUCACCUGUCUGGUUGGAAAAGACGAGCAGUGGCAGGAGAAACUAAGGGCUAAAGAGAGAAACUUUCCCACGGGCUGUCAGCUCUCACAGUUGCCGCCGGGUUAAUUUUUUUGUUUGUUUGUUUUUGAGGAACUGUCGCUUUUUUUUUAACUUCAGCUGGGACAUUUAUGGACCCGAAAACCGAGUUGUUUCACUAUCAAAUACCAUAACCAAUAGAUACUUCCGGGGUAGGGAAUACAGCUAGGCCAUCUGUAAUAACUCCCGUUUAGUAAGUGGGCAUGGACACUGAGCUGCAGCCAAUUUCGAGGAAUGGGAACGAUGGAGCUUCAUGUUCUUCUAAUGUACGGGUGACAGCAGGUAAUGGAGAUGGUGUGGCCUACGGGACCUCCGAGGCGACAGAAGGAGACAGGUUGCUUUCUGUACAGGUUAAUGGCAAUAACGGGGAGGCAGGGCUCUCAAGCCAUACAGCAGAAGCUCAAAGGAAUCCGGGAAAUACACUCACUCCUCAAGAGACUGGCUCCAUACACAGGAUAAGGAGAGAGCUCCAAGAGAAAGUCUGCUGGAAAGUCAGGCUAUGGAUGGUCAUUGCCUUCAUUUUUCUCCUCAUCAUUGUUGUGAUAAUUAUUUCACUGGCAGUGUGCUCAGCGAUCCAUGAGGAUGUGGAUGAGAAGUUUGACUCUUCGUUGUUCAAAGUUCCUCGAUAUUUCAAUGGGAGCUUCCAACUGCCCAGUUUGAUCUUUACGGAGGACCUUCUCGACUUUUCCUCCAAUAAAAGCCAAGAAUAUACUGCUGAUCUUCAAAAAAAGAUGGCUGACAUCUACACAUACUCCCCUGCUCUGGGGCGAUACUUCUCCAAAGCUGAGAUACAUGCUUUCCGGAACGGUUCAGUCGUUGCCAACUACCAGCUGACAUUUCUCAUGCCUGAGGAGCAGCAGGAUGAGCUGAAAAAAUUUACUCUGAGCAGGGAGAUGGUUUACAACGUGUUCAGACAGUUCCUAUACGACCAGGAGCCGCAGAGCUCUGGGUUGAUGUAUAUUGAUCCCCUUUCCCUAAAAAUGUUUUGAACAGAGUGGUGACAAAUGUUCACAAACAGACUGGAAAACCUGAGCUUCUUGCCUUCUUUGUCUUUUAAGACACUCACCAAACACUAACCCCCCUACAGUAAUGUGGGUUUUGGUAACACUCCUUCACACUCCUGUUCCUACAAGCUUGUUGACAGUUUGCACGUCAUGCACCAUUGUGACAGGAAGUUGCACACACAGUCACACAAGACCAACGUUUGCAGGUUUGUUUGUAGUUCAUAUAGAUCAUCUCAUCAUUUGUUCCAUUUAACAGGCUUGGGAGACUGUUCUUAAUGAAAUCAGUCAACAGUGCAGUAAUUGCUGGGUAAAAUGGAGCUGAGCAGUUUAAAGUAUCAAGGCUUUGCUUAGUGUGUGAAAUACAGUUUCUCCUAUUGUAUUUGGCCUUUUUUUGUACAUUGUCAUGCCUUUUUAAAAUGCAGGUCUAUGAAUUGUAAGAGUAUUGGGAUAAAUAUCAGUACUGUAAUUAUUUAUUUUGAUUCCCUGACUAUCACUGUAGUAGUGUUUAUGUUUGCAUAUCUGUGGCAUUAUUCUGCUUCACCAAACACGAUUUGCAAAUUAAAACUGUGUACCACUGUGAAAUCAUUUGCCUAGAAAAAGACAAACGCUGUAGGAAAAUCACCUUUAGAGAAAUACACAGGGAAAUAAGCCUGCUGGAGCAGUCAUUUUGAAAGUGAAGGCUGUAAAUAUCCAUAUAAAACCAUACAUUCCCUACACAAAUAAAUUAUACUUUAUAUGCAGUAUAUCAUUAAAUGUAUGACUUUUUUUUUACA